CAGGCGGAAGCAGCAGCAAUAACAGUCACAGGUUUGGCACAGGCAGAAAGUUCUUCAAACUCCCGCAUUACUCUGAGAUCUGAUGAUGAACAUCCCGGUGGUGGACUUCAGCGCCUACGGGCUCAGUGAGGAACAUGUCAGUGACGAACAGCUGCAGGACCUGAGCGCCCAGCUGAAAACAGCCUUCACACAAGUUGGAUUCGUGUAUCUGAAGAACUCGGGGAUCACUCAGGAGGAGGUGGACCGUGUUAUGGACAUAUCCAAGAAGUUCUUCCUGCAGCCAGAUGAAUUGAAACAGCCCUUCUGCAGGAAAAACUUCUCCAGCAAUAUCAACCACGGCUGGGUGUCUAUGGAAACUGAGAGGUUGAAUCCGCAAAGACCUGGAGACCUAAAGGAGGCAUUCAACACUUCUUCACUUCAUCCUGACAUAAAAUGGCCGUCAUCAGGUGCUGUAGCUGGUUUCCAGGAGAUCCAGAUGUCUUUCUUUCAGCGCUGUAAAGAGUUGAGUCUGCGGGUGCUGAGGGUGAUGGCCCACAGUCUGGAUCUGGACCCGAAUGUGUUCCUGAGUGCACACCGUUUAAUAGGAACUGAUGAGAACGGCACAACUCUGCGGUCCCUCUACUACCCACCAGUGAAGAGCGAGAAAGCAAAGGAAGGUCAGCUCCGAUGUGGAGAGCAUUCAGACUACGGCAGCAUCACUCUGUUGUUCCAGAGCUCUGAAGGUCUGCAGGUCCGUGCACGUUCAGGUGAAUUCGUCUCUGCUCCCUGUAUCCCCGGAGCCAUCCUCAUCAACAUCGCUGACCUGAUGCAGCGCUGGACCAGUGAUCAGUUCGUCUCUGUGCUCCACCGGGUUCUGCUGCCUCCUGUUGGAGACUCCAGCACCCGUCAGUCUCUGGCUUUCUUUGUCCAACCAGAUGAUGAGGCUCUGAUCACCUGCUGCGACGGAUCUAACAAAUACCCACCAGUGACCGGAGGCGGCUACCUCAUCGAGCGCUUAAGUCAAUCAUACACUGAUUAGGUUGUUCAUUUACACUAUUGUCAUCUCGUCAUUGGUUUUAAAAUUUUUUUCAAUCAUGUUAUGGGAGUUACUUUUGUCAAAAUUCUGAACAGAUCCUUCAGUGGUUUUACUUUUGUUUGUCAUGGUGAUUUGAAUAUGAGUGUGUUUUCAAGAUGCAAUCAGUGAGUCAGCGUAUAUGAUAAAAAGAAAUGUUACAUUUGCUCAUUCAAUUUUAUUGUUGACAUUCAAACUUUGUACAAUAUUAUCAUGAAUUUGUAAGAUUAGAUGUUGGUUGGACAGAUUUAACGUUUUCUUUUUAAGCGGCAUGGACAAAAUUGGACUAGCAAGCAGGUACAGCAGGGUCCAGAGACGUUGUUGUUUUUGCAAGAGAUAGAAAAUUACUCUGUGUCCAUAUUCCAAUUAUUAUUUCUUAUAUUAAUCUUAUAUAAAAAGUCUUUUUUUUUACUCUGAUUUUAUUUAUGCAGAUUAACGUUGGUUUCCCAUCGCCAAUGACACAGUUGAGUCCACAUCCAACCUACUGGUGGUUGUUUACAGUGGCGUAGAGAUGAAAUGAAGUAAAAGUACUCUAUUGUGGAAAAUGACACAAAUUCACAGACACUUUCAAACACUGACACACAUACUGUACACAAACAACAACUUUAGAAUUCAUAGUUAUUACUCUAACAAAGCACAAUUGUACAAAAAAAAUUAUACAUUUAAAUAUAUAUAUCUAACUUCAUCUGUUGAUUCUGUUUUGGAAACACAACACAACAUUUAAUGUGAGUAUAAAAAUUCUUCAUGUAAUCAGGGUAAUCUCUGAUCCUAACUUACUCUUCUCACAUUCAUUUUUCAGAAAUAAUUUUUUCUCUUUGCCACAAAAAUAAAUACAUUUUCAAAGUAUUUCCUGUAAGAGACAGUACCAGUGACAAUAAAGUACAGUGUGCACAAAACAAAACAUUCAGUUAUCAGGCCAGCAGCCCUCCCCAUUUCACCCCAAGGAUCUCCCCACAGAGAACAGAGUCCUUGUUGUGAUGAAAGAUCAAAAUGACAAAAACAAAAGGGUCGAUUGUCUAUGUAGAAAACUGGACCAAAUCCACAUUUCAAGUCUGGCUCAUUCAGCCAAUUUGGCCAGUAAGAAGAAGAGCAUCAUUGGUACUGGGACUAAUUCUGAAGCCUAAAAUCACUUUUUAAUGUGCUCUUGAUGUUUAGAUCUAUCAUUGUCAAAAGGUGUUUGCAAAAUCCCUAACAAUAACAAAAAUUUUGAAUCAUUAAAACACAAAAACACGCGCACACUCACUCCCGCAGCUCGCAGAGUGGUGAGGCUGCUAAGAGUGUCCUGGCACUGGUACAUCCUGCUGCUGGUGAGCAGGGGGCAGUGGUUGACUGUUUCCUGGUACAAGUGGUGCUGGUUGACCCUCGGCUACAUGAACUCCUGGCUCUGCAACACAGAGUCACAUGUCCGCAAGGUGAUGAGUUGUAUCAUCAUUAAGAAGAUGGAAGACACGAGGAGUGUAUUGGUUUGGUUCCUCUACUGGACUGAUAAAAGGUUAAUUUGGACACUUUUCUUAUCUCUGUUUGGAGGUUGUUCUGCUGUGUUUUUGGAUAUAUCUACGAGAGUAUAUGAUUUUAAUGUAAUGCAGUUAUUGUCAAAUUCAGUGAGUAUCUGCUCAUGUUGUGCUAGUUGUUCGUACACAGCCCUGUGGUGUGUACUGCUGAGCAAGAUUAAUAGAGGUUAGCGAGGUAUGCUGAGCCUUAAGUCUGAGUUUUCUGUAUCACAAAAGUGGCUCUCUUUUAACCUGCUAGAUCCCCAUGGUAACUGAUGCUGCACAGCUAACCUGCUCCAGAGGAAGUAAAGUUUAGGAUUUAAAUCAGCAGGAAGAAGCUUCUUCCUUUACCCAUUCAUUUCCUGACAAUUCCCUAUGGCCGGUACAGAUCAUCAGAUGAGGGACUAUCUAAUAUCUGCAAACCUGUUGAGCUGGAACUUAGCAAUCUAGCUAAAUAUCAACCAUCUUUCUCUUAAAUUGCAGAUUCCAUCUUUAAGGAAAACAAUAUAUUUGUCAUAGUUUGUCCAGCUGAUCCUAUGCAAACUAUUUUAGAAUCUAUUUUCUGACGCUGGAGGCAAAUUUUCAAAGUUUAAAGUUCACAUGCACAUGUUGAAGGGUAUUAACCAGUUGGGUAAAUUUUUACAAUACAGUAUAUACUUUUGUAGGAUCUUAACCCUAAUGUUUAAAUUAGCUCAAUAAAUUUGUAUAUAGUAAGUUUAAAAAGAAAGAUGGGGGAUUAACAAAAGAAAGUGAAAAAGAAAGAAUGUCAUAAUUAAAGAAGGAUUAUUGAUGAUAGAAUCACAGUUAUUUUGGCGCACUUAAAAAGGUUCAGGAGGCAGGGAGGGGCUAAUGAAAGACAUACUACAUCAAACUGCUGCUUUCAAAAUCAAGCAUGUGUUUCUUUAACUAUCACAUUCUUUUUCGCUUUCUUUUGUUAAUCCCCCAUUGAUUUUAAAGUGCAGUACUAAAAUGUUCAUUCCUUUAACAGACGCUUACAGUAAAAGUUAAUUUCCUUGGUUAAAUUAAAUUAGACACUGAAGUGUUAAACUUACGUUUUAUGUCAGCUUUUGGGCUUUGAGCUUUCACCCUUUCCAUUUCUUCCAUUGCCUGAGCAGAGAAAGAUGGACAGAAAAUGUUAGAACAUCACAAAACUAGAAACCAGCUCAGAAGUGCCGCUAGAAGGAAGUAAAUGCCAACAUGACAAUGACGUGUUGCACCAAAGAUGAUCAACAAUCAGCUAAAAUGUGGAAAAUGGUGUGGAUUCCUUUAUUUAUUUAUGGCUCACAUUUUUACCUGGUAAAAUAAAGUCAAAUAAAUAAACAAAAUAAACGUAUAGUGCCGGUCAAGUGACUGCAGGCUAUUCAAAAAAAAAAAAAAAAAAAAGAAAUUUCUGAUUAUAUUUCAACAUUAAAAAAAGUGAUUCACCUGCUUCAGCCCCAACUUCUGAGCAUUAAGUUCUUCCUGUUUUUUUUCAAGUUCCUCCCUCUGUUUUGCCAGCUCAGCUGACUUCUUGUUGAUGUCGUUCUCCUCGUUGACAAGCUGCUGUUCAUACUCUCUCAACUCUUCCUCGGUGUAAAAUGGAUUCUGAUCUAAAGUCUGGAGGGAACACAGGUGUGCGAGGUAGUGUGAAGGUCAGGGUGUUACAGAGUGUAAUUAAUGGAAAAAAGCAACUUUAGACAAAUCUUAUCCCGGUGAACCUAAUCUUUGGCAGAAAAGCAAAAGUAUUUCUGUCUCUUACCUCCCACUCAUCUUUUUCAUAGAACUCCUCCUUCUUAGUGGCCGCCAUGAACUCGCUCAGUGACACAAGUCUGUCUUUAUUGGUGUCCACCUAAAAACCACCACAUGGAAACAGUUGUAAUUAACAUCUUUACGAUUGUCGACUCGACACAUACUCCCAAAUGAAACCCUCAACUUUUCAUUCAAAACUUGGAUUCUGUUUCUUACUAGGUCUGCACGAUGUGAGGAAAAUCAGCAAUGUGCGAUAACAAUGUUCAGUAUUGUGAUGACAGUGUAUGACUUACGAUAAACAUUGCAGCAUAUUCCUGUCUUUUUGCUUUGCAGGCUACACUGCCAAUAUAGACUCCGAAAAAUUUAACAGCCUAUUCACACUGAAUAAAGAAAUUAAACAGGGUAUUUCAAAUGCUUUUAUUAAACAAAUUGCACAUGAAGAACCCACCAAUUAAACAGAACAUUAAUUCAAAAAACACGUUUUGACGAUAAGAAAUGUAGUCUACCCCACUCCCUUUAAAAUAUUUUCUUUUAAACUAUAUAAUACCAUCUUUUAACAUUUCCCUCUCCUUCCUAAAUCAUGGUACAAGUCACUACCAAACUGGCACCAGUUAAUGUGAGGGUAGCUGACGGCCUAAUGGGGCUCCAUCUGAUAGUUAAAUGCUUGCAUGCCGUGUGUGAAUGCAUGAUGCAUGUAAAUAAAAAGAUUUUUCCAAUUCAAGUUUUUUUCCAAUGUGUAUUGUGCAUGUUCAUACUGAAUAAUGAGGAAACAAUCAUUUAUUAUUCAAGUGGCAAUCUCUGCACAAUUCUGUAUACAAUUUAUCACAUGAUAUUGUAAAACAUCAAGUUAAUUAAUAAUGAUUCAUGUGAUAGCUGACACAACACUGCUUGAAAGGACUAUUUAUUUUUGCUCUGAUUUAUUUAUGAAAUGAUUGACAGAGGUGGGCACCAUAACUUCAGGUCUUUUUUAAACUCAGACAUUUUAUUUCAGGCACUACUGCUGCAUUUUUGCAAUGAUAUGAACAUACAAUGGAUUACAUAUCCAAACUGCAUAACGACUCCCCAUUAUGCAGGAAUGACAACUAGAACAAGAAACGCUUCGAUCUAAACAAUAAUAUCAAUAUCAUUAGUAAUAUUACUUCUCAACAGUUUGUUCAGUAUCAGUUUCAGUAUCAUUUGUAGGUAUUUAUUUCAUGUGCAAUAUUUCAUAUUUUCAUUUCUUAGGUGUAAUAUUUCAGCUUCAUGUGUAGCAUUUCAUCUUCAUUUGCAAUAUCUUGAUUAUAUGUGCAUUUAUUUCAUUUUUCAGGUGCAACAUAUCAUCUCAUUAUUUCAUUAUCAUGUGUGAUAUUACUUAUGUGUCAUAUUAGUUAUUACUCAGUAUCAGUGCCAGCAUUAUUUUUUCCUGUUCUGUUCUAGCCUCUUUUUUUUAGCUUACUUAUUUUAUUUCAAUUAUGUAUUGAACUUAUGUAUUAUUGCUUUCUACUUUCUAGGCAUUGCAUUUCUUAUGUUAUGUCGUUUGUUUUUCGGAGCAAUACAUGGCACAGGAAUUUUCGUCGGGAUUAGUAAAGUUUUAUCUCAUCUCAUCUUAUAUAGUAUAUUGUAAUGUUAAAAAGAACACUUCUUUUGGCAAAGGAUGCCUCCAUAAAUUGUGGGGCCUGAUUUAUUGAUAAUAAACAUGACAUUUCUGUUCUAUUAUCGUA
Molecule: messenger RNA, 5969 nt
Organism: Amphiprion ocellaris (clown anemonefish)
Lineage: Eukaryota; Metazoa; Chordata; Actinopteri; Pomacentridae
Exons: 7
Coding region: 83-1018 (311 amino acids)
Molecular function (GO): dioxygenase activity
Source: RefSeq, a predicted model, not a curated record